Molecule: messenger RNA, 684 nt
Organism: Corythoichthys intestinalis (scribbled pipefish)
Lineage: Eukaryota; Metazoa; Chordata; Actinopteri; Syngnathiformes; Syngnathidae
Gene: ecrg4a
Product: ECRG4 augurin precursor a
Exons: 4
Coding region: 64-513 (149 amino acids)
Biological process (GO): regulation of cell population proliferation; anaphase-promoting complex-dependent catabolic process; G1 to G0 transition
Source: RefSeq, a predicted model, not a curated record
UUGUUGCCUGCAAGCUCAGCUGCGUGCAGGACUUUUCUCUCUUUUGCGUGAGGGGGGAAAAAGAUGGCAGGCCAGCUGUUGAGUUUGAAAGUCUUGGGGCUCGCUGCACUGCUGACAUUCCUAGCUCUUACAGAAGUGUCAGGUGAUGUCAAGAAGCUUCACAAGAUCUUGAGAAAAAGAGAUGCAGUGGCAGGAGUUGCUCCACCUGCAACCGCCCUCAAGGCCUCCGUGGCUGUAUCUCCCUCCAAAGCUCAGGAGUUUCUGGCUAAACUAAGCCGAACCAAGAGGAACAUUUGGGACCGUAGCAGACCAGAUGUACAACAAUGGAUUAUGCAGUUUAUGUACAUGGGUUACGAUGAGCAGAGGCUGGAAGCGGACCUGUCCUACUGGAUGGACCACGCACGCUCUAACGACCACGGACGUCAGCAUCACUACGACGAGAACGCGCCCAUCGGUCCGCGUGACUCAAAUUCCUACCGACAUGGCGCCAACGUCAACUAUGACUACUAUUAGCAGCUGGCACGCACACACACCUUCCUGCCGUGAGGAAAAAAAAGACACGCAUGCUGUGUAUUUCUUUUGACAUGCAAAGCAGCUUUGCUCAGAAACACAUCAAACCAGAAUAUAAGGUUAGCACUCUGCCCAUGCUUUUAUUAAAAAUGAAAAUGUUAUCAUGUCAUAUGA